This is a messenger RNA of Magallana angulata, 3179 nucleotides long. RefSeq lists its product as uncharacterized. The transcript is spliced from 2 exons. The record is from RefSeq and is a predicted model, not a curated record. Lineage: Eukaryota; Metazoa; Mollusca; Bivalvia; Ostreida; Ostreidae. The coding region runs from base 270 to 2210 and encodes 646 amino acids.
UUUUUUCCGGGUGAAGUCCAUUUUGAUCAAAUCAAAAUAAUUAUUUUGCGUAAUACGUUUAUUGCAUUAAUACAGUGUGAGGACAUUUUCUCUCAAUUCUUCAUUAUGAAUACUAUUAGUGCUGAACUGUUACAAUUGGUUAGACUUUCGCGCCUAUAUUUGGAUCACUUCUUGUCUGUUAACAAGAGUUGUUAAUAAGUAUGUCGUCGAUCCUGGAACAGUUAUUAAUAUUAGAUAUAAGGAAGCAAUUGUUUUGAUGGAAAAUAGAGAUGGAUUCGUUAUCAUCGACUGUAUUGGAGAAAAUCCGGCACAUUUCUGAGUCAGUGUUCGGUGGCAUGUGUUUAAUAGUAGGGACCUCACAACAAGUGGCAAUUAGAAGAGGAGUUGUAGACAUUGUGGAUGAGGUUGAAAGACGAUUAGGACUAGAAGCAAAUAAUCAUUAUAAUGUGAUGUUGAGUGGAAGUACAAGAGAAGGUUUCAGACUGGGGACCUCUGAUAUAGAUAACAUGUAUUGGUUACAUAGCCACCGAGUGAUCAUGGACAUGUCUCAGUCUGAGUAUUACAACACAGCCAAUACAACCAUUAUUCUUUCUGACAGUUCUAAGAGUCCACCAGGAUUCACUUUACUCCGUUUGAUGACACCAACAACAGACAGACACGUCGAUUUCGCAUGUGUCGGAAUGAAUCAGAAUCGAUAUAUUUCCAGUGAAUUGUACAAAGAGAUUCACUAUUCAUCUUUAUAUCCUGAUUCCACUCUGCAUGGUCCCUGUAGUAAAUGCGUCAUUGAUGGAAAGGAAUAUGACUUUGUAUUCUGUUUUGUUUCUGACUUUUGGCCAACUUGUGCCCGUUCAUGGAAAGAAAGAAGUCACUCAUGGCCUGAUCCAGAAGUUGUAGAUGACAUUGUCAGAAAUGGAUGUCAUGUUGUAGCAAUAGGGAGUCCAUUUGGAAACCAUAAAAAUGAAGAAUGGAGGGUAUCAUUCUCUCGAGCAGAAUACAAGCUUGUUUCCGCAAUGAACCAUUGUCAGUUUUUAACGUACGGAUUAUUAAAACUGUUUCUAAAAGAAGUAAUAACUCAACCAUUAGAAGACACAGAUAAACUUUUGUGUUCGUACCACAUAAAGACAAUAGUUUUUUGGACGAUUCAACAAAACACACUGCCUCAUUGGUAUCCACAAAAUCUUCUGGACAGAUUCUGGAUUUGCUUUAAGCUCCUCCUUAAAUGGGUUUACGAGGGUAAUUGUCCCAAUUUUUUUGUUCCGGAACACAACCUAUUUCUUUCAAAAAUUCAUGGUGCAGCACAAUACAGUUUGAUACGACAGUUAGAAGAAUUGUACAAGAAAGGUUUGGCCUGUCUGUUACAGAGCCCGUCUGUAAAAUCUUACAUCCUUCGUGUACUUCACAGUCCAAGGCUUUGGAUUUGUGUUGAUGAAAGUAUACUCGUGUCUGAAGUUUAUCACGACGUAACACUUUCUCAUGAGAUAAACUGGCAUGGUCGCAUAAAAAGACCUGACCAACAGCAAUGUAUCAAUGCCGUAAUAAUAGCUAAGCAGUUGAUUAAUUCGUCGUUGCCUGUGUGGCAGGUUUCCGCGUUAGAAAAACUAAAAACCUCCGCCCUACAGUGUACCGCUUUUCAAAUAGAUCUACCAUACAUGAAUACUCCUAACAGUGCCAACAAACAAAUAUACAUUGCAGACAAAAUGCUACAAGCUGCAGCUGAAUCUGGUUGUAUUUCUGAUUUGUUGUUUACUGCUAUGUUUUAUUACAAAACAUUAAGAUACAGAAAAGCUGUUAAUGUUCUUGAGAUGACAAAGAUCAAGUUGAUGCAACCAUAUUUAAUGUAUAAUAGACAGGUUGACUCAGACGUGUAUAUUGGUUUUUUAGGAGGAGAGGCCUGGUCUACAAAGAGGCAAAUGGCCAUAGCAGGUGAUAUCGUACUUUACAAUUCUAUCAGUUAUAUUAGUGAACUAAUGUCAGUGCAGCAGUCUGCUCUACAGAACAAUUGGCCUGCGAUACAAAUUCCAUUGUUUGUAAUGUUACACUUUCUAGAGUUCUUGUGUUACAGACACACUGAUAUAACACUAGCUCAUGCAGCUCUAGAUGAGAUGAAGGUCCUUGUCCACUAUGAUCAGGGACUCCGUGUAGCUGAACAACUCAAAGCCAUUUCCAGGCAGAUCCUAAGGAUCUGUGAACAGAUUAUAGAAAACCUUUGAGCUGUUUUAGUAUUCUAACAUUGGCACACGUAACACAUUUUAUAGAAAACAAGAGUUCGAUCACUAGAUAUUGCUAGUCUAUCAGCCAAGCUAACGACGAAACGUGACCUCCGUAGAAUAUUGCCCGAGAGUCAUAAAUCUUCCUAGAAAAAUGACCCAGUUUGUUGUUGAAUAUUGGAUGGAUCCGUAUUAUCGAUGCAAAAUGGUUACUGUUUAGCAGUGUGGGCGGUACAAAACAAAUGAAGCACAAUAUUAAGUUAGUAUCAUUUCGUGAUUAAAAUGACUGUAUUUCGGGUAUCUAUUUUCUUACUAGGCGGUUUUAGGAAGGAAAAUCAAUUAUCAGGGUGAUAACUUACAUAUUCUGAUUAUUAUUAUCGCUCUCUAUUAAAAAUGGUUUGCUAAUGUAAUUACAGAUAUUAAUAUAAACAGAUUUCACUACCCUGCACACAUGAUUCAUUAUAGUUUACUGAUCAAUUAAGGGUCCUGAAAGCAUUAUUAAAAACGUUAGCUUAAAAUAGAAUUUUUUUAUUGUAAACAAUGAUUGAUUAUUACAAUUUAAGCUAAUCAAAAAACUUACUUUCUCAAUGCAUUUAACAAAAAAUAAUAUGCAAACAAGUACUGAAAUUUUAUAUUGAUACAAUAGUUUGUAUUGGAUUCAGCCUUUUAUUUUCAAGACCUUAUCUAGAGUUACAACGUCUAGGUUUUGAUACCCACGUCACUCAAAUGAUCUGCUGCUGUAUGAAAUUGUGUUCGUGGACGUUUCGGUCAUAGAAUUUUAACAUUUUCAGCUUGAUAUGAACUACGUGACUGUAAAUUAAGCCUUUUCUGUGUAGCAUCCGCAAGGGAAAUAACUAAUCACAGGAAUUAGAGAAUCUGGAUGAGGCUUUAUUUGUUAUUUAGUAAUUAGUAUUAAUGAUCGCAUGAAAAUAUGGUUUUAUGGAUGAUUUUAUUUUUGUUUAUAUGUUUUAU